Molecule: messenger RNA, 3045 nt
Organism: Thyridium curvatum
Lineage: Eukaryota; Fungi; Ascomycota; Sordariomycetes; Thyridiales; Thyridiaceae
Exons: 1
Coding region: 1-3045 (1014 amino acids)
Biological process (GO): ER to Golgi ceramide transport; maintenance of cell polarity; piecemeal microautophagy of the nucleus
Cellular component (GO): plasma membrane; intracellular membrane-bounded organelle; perinuclear endoplasmic reticulum
Molecular function (GO): sterol binding
Source: RefSeq, a predicted model, not a curated record
AUGAAAUAUUCACCACAUGUAGUCCUACAUUGUGCGAUGGGUCAAGGUCGACGAAGGGCAUACCAUCUCGUGGAGCGUUCAGCCGCACAAGAAGUCGAUGUAAGCAUGACUCGCCCGCAGCCUGCUCUUCCCAGCAUGCGGCCAGAACCACGACAUGAACUGACAUGGGUCGCGCGCAACAGCAACUUUGGCAUCGUCAAGCACCCCGGCACCGGAGGCACCAACUAUACCUUGGACCAGACCGAGUUCAGCACCCCUGACCAGUCCCUCGACGGCGCCAGCGAGACUAAGCCGGGCCUCUUCGCAAAGAGGGAUGCCAGCAAUGCCCAGGAGCAGCUGGGCAAGAAGGGGUUCAUACCCGUCAAGUGGCAUGGCAAAUGCGAGGCCGAUAAGGUUUCCAUGGGCACUUAUGAUGUGCCCCCGGGCAAGGGCGGCAUGUUUGGGCUCGUCUUCGACAACACCUUUUCCAAGCAGACGUCCAAAAACGCGACCUUCGUCCUAUUGACAUAUCCAACCGGCGCGCCACCGCAGACGGCGCAUCACCUACCUAACCUCCAGACCGGACCCAACGCCAACGCGAGCAAGACGAGCCUGGGGAAGCACAACAGCCCGAGGCUCGGUGCCGUUGCCUCCGAGUCGGUCGACAGCUUCCACAGCCAUCAUAUGAACGGGCGACCCGGGACCUCUGCCGCAACCUCGAUGAAGUCGUCUGCACCUGCCAAUUACCACGUCGGCAUCUUGCACAAGCGGCGCCGAAAGAAGGGCCAGGGUUAUGCGCGGCGGUUCUUCUCCCUCGACUACGUCACCUGCACCCUCUCAUACUAUCACAACCGCAACUCCUCAGCCCUGCGCGGUGCCAUACCUCUCAGUCUCGCUGCUAUUGCAGCAGAUGAGCGGAGGCGGGAGAUCAGCAUCGACUCUGGCGCGGAGGUCUGGCACCUGCGAGCUUCAAACGCAAAGGAGUUCACCGAGUGGGCGCACGCUCUAGAGAGGGCAAGUCGAGUCGCGCGGGGCCUGGAGGAAGUACAUGAGCCGUCUCCCGAGAGACUGCAGGUUAGGCGGUCGGUGCAGAGCCCGCCAAACAACUCGCAAGAGGAGGAUAGGGAGUGGCAACAGGUCGAGGCGCUGGUGAGUCGCAUUGUCGGCACCCGAGAUGCGCUACGGCGCUUGUGCAAGGACAUUGGGGCGCAGAAGCAUGCGCAGCCGAACAGCUCUACCCUAUCGCCUGCCUCGGCCACGCCGACGGUCGUCGAGGAUUCGGACAGCUACUUCCAGCCGGCCCCUGAGCAGAAGCGGCCCUUCUGGAGGCGCAAGUCGAGCGCGACGCCCCUCGGCCCCCCGGUCGCUACGCCGCCCGCGUCUUCGACGUUGACCGUACCAUCGCCGGGGACUGCCCCUUCGCGGAAUUCCUCUCGGCACUCAAGAAAGCCCUCCCGUAACAGUUUUCAAGAGGAGCGUACCGUGCAGGACCACUGCAAUGCGCUCUUGGUUGACCUUGACUCUGUGGUCCACGAAUUCUCGAAUCUCUUGUCCAAUAGCAAGCGCCGCCGGAUGCCUCUCCCCGGCUCCGCCGUUUCCAGAAAGAGCAUGGACUCAACGUCGACCGAUGAGUUCUUUGACGCAGCCGAGGGAGAUGCAGAUCGGUCGCAGCUUCUCAUGAUCGAUCACCAAAGCGAAGAGGAUACUCCUGGUUCGGACGUCGAGAAUGACAUGGGCAACGAUGACGACUCGUCUGUCUCUUCGGUGGAAGACGAGGAGGAGAUGACCAGCAAGAACGACGAGAAGAGUCUCUUCCCUAGCAAACCCAAAACGCUCACACCCCUACCAAUCACCGACCAGAUCCAACGCCGUACCACUAUACCACCAGCAACGGUCCUGCCGCCCAGUCUCAUCGCGUUCGUACGCAAGAACGUCGGCAAGGAUCUGUCCACCAUCUCGAUGCCCGUGUCCGCCAACGAACCACUCUCACUCCUGCAGCGCACGGCAGAGCAGAUGGAAUACGCUCACCUGCUCAACGAGGCGGCCAAGCAGAAGAACCCGAGAGAUCGUCUCCUCUACGUCGCCGCCUUUGCCGUGACAUACUUUUCCAACGGCCGGGCCAAGGAGCGCGCCAUCCGCAAGCCCUUCAACCCUUUGUUGGGCGAGACGUUCGAGCUCGUGCAGUCCGAGACUGAGGUCCCCGGCGGCAUGCGCCUCCUCGUCGAAAAGGUCUCGCACCGGCCCGUCCGGCUGGCGAUGCAGGCCGACUCGGCGCUCUGGUCCUUCUCACAGGCGCCCGCGCCGACGCAGAAGUUCUGGGGCAAGUCGGCCGAGCUGACGACCGAGGGCCGGAUCCGGCUGUCGCUGCGGCUCGCCGACGGCAGCGGCGGCGAGGAGCACUACUCGUGGACGGUGGCGACCAUGUUCCUGCGCAACGUGGUCAUGGGCGAGAAGUACGUCGAGCCCGUGGGCAGCACUACCGUCACCAACGAGAGCACGGGCGCGAAAGCCGUCAUCGAGUUCCGCUCCAAGGGCAUGUUUGGCGGCCGCGGCGAGGACGUGCACGUCGAGGCGCUCAACCCGGACGGCAGCCCCGCCGGCGCCACGCUGGCGGGCACGUGGACGCAGAGCCUCAAGACGCACCACUCGCAGCACCACCACCACCUGCACAACCAGGAGGUCUGGCGCGCGGGCCGGCUCGUCGACAACGCGGCGAGCGUGUACGGCCUGACGGCCUUUGCCGCCGCGCUCAACGAGAUCACGCCGCUCGAGCGGGGGCGCCUGCCGCCGACGGACUCGCGCCUGCGGCCGGACCAGCGCCUCGCCGAGGAGGGCAGGCUCGACGAGGCCGAGGCGUGGAAGACGAGGCUCGAGGAGGCGCAGCGGGCGCGGCGCCGGCAGCUCGAGGAGAAGGGCGCCGAGCACCGCGCGCGGUGGUUCGUGCGGGUCGCGCAGGGGGCUGACGGGGACGAGGUGUGGAAGCUGCGCACGGGCAAGGACGGGUACUGGGAGGAGAGGGCCCGCGGGGCCGGGUGGAGCGGCGUGGAGGAUAUCUUUGACGCGUGA